Coccidioides posadasii C735 delta SOWgp is the source of this 1392-nucleotide messenger RNA. RefSeq lists its product as uncharacterized. Lineage: Eukaryota; Fungi; Ascomycota; Eurotiomycetes; Onygenales; Onygenaceae. The record is from RefSeq and is a predicted model, not a curated record.
AUGCCGCUAGCCCCAUCCUCGCCCAACUCUCCCACCCGCCGACGACGAAAUCUCUCAGAUCUCGACUUCUCCUCCACAGCUCCGAGUAGCUUUACAAGGAACGGAUACGGCCAGAGCCCUCCGUACUCGCCAGAGACACCGCGCACGUCUAUCCCACACUCACCCGUGACAACCAGGCAUCGAAUCUCGUCCUCAGGAGGAAUGGAAAGACCGGCCAGGUAUUCGGGCGAUUUUACUCCAGAUGUAAAUGCCGAUAGUGGCGACGGAGGAGGAUUGGGGAGUCUGGCAGAUGAGCUGGCGAACGCAUGGGAUGAUGGGUACGAGUAUGGAUACGGAGGAGAAGAUACAUCUGGACUACAGGAUGGAGAGGGUAUGGUGUCUAUAGACGGCGUCGAUUCUCCGACAUCAGACAAUGCCAGCUAUAUCGAAUCAAUACACGAUAUGGGGAUAGGUAUGGGGGGCGGACUGUCGCACGGGGAUUCGGGCUCUGGGGAGGAUCAGUUAAAACCACCCAGGCAGAGGCUAAAAGGCCACUCUCGGCAUCGGCGUCAUGAAUCCCUGUAUGAUGGCUCCGAUUAUGGGAAUGAUUCUGAUUUUGAUGAGCCCGGGGAUAUGUCACCGGGGUUAGAAGCUCAAAUGGCUGGAAUCGACGAUCUGGUACGAUGGAGCAAGGCAGACGAGACUAGCAACGAGCUCAUCGAUCAGUUUAUUGGCCUUCUACGGGAACUUGGCGGACAAGCUGGGAUUGAAAAUAGCACUACGAGGCUCAUCACCGCACAUAGCUCCCUUGUCUCCCACCUAACCCACCAAACUCGCUCCCUCCAGACCCUCACCCACCCGCUCCUUAUCUCCUCAUUUCCAACCCUCUCCCCAGAUGCCAUCGACGACCUGCUUCCCCUAAUCGACUCUAUCCUCCCCAACCUCCCUUUCCCCGAUCAACACCAAUCAACCCACCACCGCACCGAUUCCACCUCCACGUCUGAUCCGGACCACUCAUCCGCCCACUCCCGUUCGCACUCUCACACCACACCGCUCCUCUCCCUCCAAUCCCUCCUCUCCCAAACCUCAGAUUUAACUCACACUCUCCGCACCCUAAACGACACCCUCCACGAAUCCCGCCAACUCACCUCCACCGCAUCCCGACGCCUCAAGACCGUCCGCGAACUCGUCAUCGAGAUGAGACGCGAAGGUGAAGCGCGCGAGGAAGGCAUUCGGUGGAUUGAAAAAGGUGGAUGGGAUGCGAAAUUAGCCGCGAGAGAGGCCGGAACGGUUUGCCAGAGCGUGGUCAGCGGGUUUGAAGCAGUCUGUGGAGAGUGGAGGAAUAGGCUGUUUGGGACGGCGGCGGCGGGCGCAGGGGCUACGGCGACGCCGGCAGAGGUUACGGUCUCUUGA